CACGAUAUGUCUACGCAAUUACCUACUUUUCACAGACUUCGUAAUGGAUCAAAGACUUUUUGCACCGAAUUUGGAUCACUUUAGUGAGCUCUGUGAGUACAUAUUCUGAUGAAGCAACGCACGUUUACAUAAUUGUUUCCAUAUACAGAACAUUUGCAAAUCUUUGCAUGCGUUUUGACCAGCGACGAUUAGCUUGCAAUCCAUCUUGUGACAUACACAAACACAGUCAUCUUUCUACAUCAGUAUCCCACCGCAGCCUACAAUCCAUGCAGUAGUUGUUGACUGGGAGCUAAAUUUAUUCUUUUCUAAUAUUGUAUUUUUGCAUCAAGAUGAUCUGGGCUUUAGCGUCCAAUUUGGUGCUAUUCGGACUUUCCGUCGUUAAUGCGGCAAAAUAUUCGUCGACAUACGGCGGAGAUGACAGCUAUUCUGGGGGCAGCAGUAGCUACAGCAGUCCAAGUGGUGGUGGAGGUGACUACGGAUAUGCUACCGGGGGCGGCAAUGCUUACACGGGAGUGGCACAAGCACCGUCCAAGUAUCCGCCGGCAAUGACACACGAGCGCAAUCGUCAGCUGACCGGAUACACCCUUCCGCCCUCUGCCAAGCAAUUCCAGCAAAAGUUUGAAGGACUUUUUGAUGAUUUUCCCGGACCAAAAACAAAAGCUAAGGUGUAUUACCCUGGCAGAGGGUAUAUAACUAUGCAAGUACCAGUUCAGCAACCUGAUGCUUAUGGAAAAGGGCAGUCCUAUUCAUCGUCGUCGUACUCGGCGCCUAGUUAUGACGACAACAGCUACUCCAGUGGACCCAGCUAUAAUCCGGCCCCGCCUCCUCCUUCGUAUGGUGGCAGUCGUCCGUCCUAUCCAGCAGGAUCCGCCAACGAAGAUGACGAUUCGCCUUUCGGUUACAUGGUGAAGAAAGGUUACUCGGGGUCAUCGUCUAGCAGCUACUCUCCUUCGCCGCCGGCAUAUCGCCCGCCUUCUCCGUCCGCCUACAAUCCUGGACCCUCUUCCUACCAGCCACCACAGCCCAGCUACGGAGGAGGAGGACCUUCAGGAGGUUAUAACGGCGGAUCAGGUGGUGGCGGCGGCGGUGGAGGCGGCUACAAUCCCAGUGGGUAUAAGCCGUCUUCCUAUCCCUCCAGUUACCCAGGAGAUGCCGACUCGUCGGGUGCAUAUCCCAGCCAAGACUAUGGAAAUGGGUACCGAUCCCGUCCAUAUAUGAGAUGAUGAUUCCCAUAUUAUGUGAAGGCCAAUUGCUUGCAAAUAUCGAUGCAGCGCCCGCUCCAAUUCAUAUAGUGGAAACAGCCACGACAGAGAUUUUUACGGACCCGCAGAAUCUUAGAGCCGACGAUGUCCGAAACUGUUUUAUAUUUGUGAAUUUAUGGGUAAUACUGGACCUUUGUUCAUUCUUUCUGAAGCUGUUUGUGUUAUUAUUUUUUCCUAUGCAUUUGUACCAUUUCAAAUGCCGAAUCCCUCAAUAAAGUCUCUAAGGGUGA
This is a messenger RNA of Paramacrobiotus metropolitanus, 1492 nucleotides long. Its product is annotated as probable ATP-dependent RNA helicase ddx17. The record is from RefSeq and is a predicted model, not a curated record. The coding region runs from base 330 to 1223 and encodes 297 amino acids. Lineage: Eukaryota; Metazoa; Tardigrada; Eutardigrada; Parachela; Macrobiotidae. The transcript has 5 exons.